GCGGGGGGUGGCGGGCGGCGUUCGGUACCGCACGGGCAGUACCGGCAACGGCGGCGUCUGAGAGGCGGCGGUCGUUGUCCGGCGCGCAGGGAAUGCGCCUGUGAGGGUGGCGGAGGAGCGGGUGCCGGGUGAAGCCCGGGCGCAGCUGAGCGGAGCGAUGUCCCAGCCCCAGCAGCCGCCGCCGCCGUCCCCUCAGCAGCAGCCGCAGCCGCCGCCUCCGUCCGCCUCCAAGAAGCGAGACCGGCGCAUCUUCUCGGGUACCUGCCCCGAUCCCAAAUGCCAGGCGCGGCUGUUUUUUCCGGCGCACGGGCCGCAGGGCAGCGGCAGCAUCGAGUGCACGGACUGCGGGCGGCGCCACGAGCAGCGGCAGCUGCUGGCCGUGGAGGAGGUGACGGACCCCGACCUGGUGCUGCACAACCUGCUGCGGAAUGCGCUGCUGGGCGUCAGCGGCGCCGGCCCUCCCCGCAGGAACACUGAGCUCGUCAAAGUCAAUGGCCUCUCCAACUACCACUGCAAGCUUCUGGCUCCCAUCCUGGCCCGCUAUGGGAUGGACAAGCAGACUGGCAAAGCCAAGCUCCUCACGGAGAUGAACCAGGGAGACAUCUUUGACUGCUCCCUCCUGGGCGACCGCGCCUUCCUCAUCGAGCCGGAGCACGUUGAAACCAUGGGUUAUGGGAAGGACCGCUCCGGCAGCCUCAUCUACCUGCACGACACCCUGGAGGACAUCAAGAAGGCCAACAACAGUCAAGAGUGCCUCAUUCCUGUCCACGUGGAUGGAGAUGGCCACUGCCUUGUCCAUGCAGUCUCAAGAGCGCUCGUUGGCAGGGAACUAUUCUGGCAUGCUCUCCGAGAGAAUCUAAAGAAGCAUUUUGAGGAGAAUCUAAGCCACUACAAGGCACUUUUCCAUGACUUUAUUGAUGCUGCAGAGUGGGAGGAUAUUAUCAAUGAAUGUGACCCUUUGUUUGUUCCUCCAGAAGGUGUGCCAAUGGGCCUUAGGAAUAUUCACAUCUUUGGCCUGGCCAAUGUGCUUCACCGGCCUAUCAUCCUGUUAGACUCCCUGAGUGGAAUGCGAAGCUCUGGAGACUAUUCAGCGACAUUUCUCCCUGGUCUCAUACCUCUGGAAAAAUGCAUGGGGAAAGAUGGCAUGUUGAACAAGCCAAUCUGUAUUGCGUGGAGUAGCUCAGGACGUAACCAUUAUAUUCCUCUGGUUGGAAUAAAAGGUGCUGCUUUACCUAAGCUGCCUAGGAAGCUGCUUCCUAAAGCCUGGGGAGUUCCUCAAGACCUCAUCAAAAAGUACAUCAUGUUAGAGGAGGACGGUGGUUGUAUUAUUGGAGGAGACAGAAGUUUGCAGGAUAAGUACUUGAUGAGGCUUGUUGCUGCAAUGGAGGAGGUUUUCAUGAGUAAACAUGGGAUCCACCCCAGUCUUGUAGCUGAUGUACAUCAAUAUUUCUACAGAAGGACUGGUGUAAUAGGGGUCCAGCCCGAAGAGGUCACUGCAGCUGCCAAAAAAGCAGUGAUGGACAACCGCCUUCACAGGUGCCUCAUCUGUGGGGCUCUUUCAGAGCAUCACGUUCCCCCUGAGUGGCUGGCUCCUGGGGGAAAGCUGUAUAACCUGGCAAAAAGUACUCAUGGCCAGCUAAGGCCUGACAAAAAUUACAGUUUUCCCCUCAACAGUUUGGUAUGUUCUUACAACCCCGUGAAGGAUGUGCUGGUACCAGACUAUGGCCUGAGUAAUUUGACUGUUUGUAACUGGUGCCACGGUAACUUAAUGCGUCGUGUCAGAGAAGAUGGGUCUGUUUUGUAUAUUGAUGGAGACAGAACUAAUACUAGGUCUUCAGGUGGCAAAUGUGGCUGUGGAUUCAAGCAUUACUGGGAAGGUAAAGAAUAUGACAAUCUGCCUGAAGCUUUUCCUAUAACUCUAGAGUGGGGUGGAAGAGUGGUGAGAGAGACUGUCUACUGGUUCCAGUAUGAAAGUGACACCUCUUUGAACAGCAACGUGUAUGAUGUCGCCAUGAAACUUGUUACCAAGCACUUCCCUGGUGAAUUUGGUAGUGAGAUUCUUGUGCAGAAAGUUGUCAACACAAUACUGCACCAGACUGCCAAAAAGAACCCUGAUGAUUAUACCCCUGUAAAUAUCGAUGGUGCUCACGCCCAAAGAGCUGAUGAUGUACAGCAAGGACAAGAAGUAGAGUCGCAACUUCCAACCAAGAUCAUUUUGACUGGUCAGAAGACUAAAACUUUGCACAAGGAGGAGUUGAACAUGAGCAAAGCUGAAAGAACUAUUCAGCAGAACAUUGCGGACCAGGCUUCUGUAAUGCAGAAACGGAAAAGUGAAAAAUUGAAACAAGAGCAUAAAGGGCAGCCCAGGACUGCUUCUCCUGGGGCUGUUCGUGAGGGGCCCUCAUCUGCACCUGCUACACCAACCAAAACCCCGUAUUCUCCAACAUCUGCAAAAGAGAAGAAAAUUCGAAUAACCACCAAUGAUGGGAGGCAGUCGAUGCUUACCUUGAAGUGCACUACUACCUUCUUGGAGCUCCAGGAAGGCAUAGCAAGAGAAUUUAAUAUUCCCCCGUAUUUGCAAUGUAUUCGCUACGGCUUUCCUCCAAAAGAGCUUCUGCCUCCCAAAGAAGGCAUGGAAAACGAGCCCGUUCCUUUGCAGCACGGUGACAGGAUUGCCAUAGAAAUCCUGAAGGGCAAGGAAGAAGGCAGGCAGGCUGCCUCAGCACACUCGGCCCAUGCUGUGAAGCACGAAGAUGUUGCUGUGACCAGUAAGAUCUCAUCAAAGGACCUGCAAGAGCAAGUUGACAAGGAGAUGUAUUCGCUCUGUCUUCUGGCAACCCUCAUGGGAGAAGAUGUUUGGUCUUACGCAAAGGGGCUUCCACAGUUGUUUCAGCAGGGUGGAGUAUUCUACAGCAUAAUGAAGAAAACAACAGUGUGCAACAAUCUGACUCAUCUUUCUACUUUAAGAAGCUGCUUACCUAUUUGUAAUCUUUCAGGUUUGGCUGAUGGCAAGCACUGCACUUUUCCACAUCUGCCUGGUAAAAACUUUGUGUACAAUGCAGCAGAAGACAGAUUAGAGCUGUGUGUGGAUGCUGCUGGGCACUUCCCGAUCGGUCCUGAUGUUGAAGAGCUGGUCAAAGAGGCCUUAAGUCAAGUGCGAGCAGAAGCUACAAGAAGCAGGGAAGCAAGUCCUUCACAUGGAAUGCUGAAGCUGGGUAGUGGUGGAGUAGUGAAAAAGAAAUCUGAACAACUACAUAACAUAACUGCAUUUCAAGGAAAGGGUCAUUCCCUAGGAACUGCAUCUAGUAGUCAACAACAUGAUCAAAGAGCCAGGGAAACACCACUUUUAAGAAAGCAUAGCACAGAAACGGACUUCAGUCCUUCUGCUAAAAUUGAGCCUUCUGUAUUCACAGCUGCUUCUGGUAACAGUGAGCUUAUUCGAAUUGCUCCAGGAGUUGUGACAAUGAGAGACAGCAGGCAGCUUGACCCCACUUUGAUUGAGGCACAGAGAAAAAAGUUGCAGGAAAUGGUCUCUUCUAUUCAGGCUUCAAUGGAUAGACAUUUGCGGGAUCAGAAUACAGAGCAGUCAGCAUCAGUUGAUGUAUCUCAAAGAAAAGUAGAGGCAGUGAGUUCAACUGCUAAAACUGGGAGCUUUCAGGCUGCCUUACCCGAAUCAUUCUCUGCACCAGUUGGUACUGAACACUUGAAUACUGAAUCAGCUGAUGGUAACAUGGUGAAUUCUGUGGGAACAUUCCCUGCAAGGUCUAAAGCACAAAAGGGAAAUUCUGUUGAGGAGCUUGAGGAGAUGGAUAGUCAAGAUGCAGGAAUCACUAAUGCAACUGAGCCAAUGGAUCACUCUUGAUAGGUUAAAAUCUAAUAAGGGUAGAAGAAAUUACUGUUCAAAUGUAAUGUUUAUUGGCUGGGCCACACAAAGUGAUUAGUUAUUAAAUCUUGUAUGUAUGUCAAAGACUAUAUCAUCUUAUUCAGUGCAUGAUAAGCAUGUGAUUGGCAAUAGCUUUCAAUAUUACCAUACUGCUGCCCAGGCUGGCUCUGUUACCUGUAAAUUAGUUAUUAGGAAAUGCACUGAGAUAAAUAUCUGCUGUACAUGUGGGUUCUUGAAAAUUCUUUGUAAUUUUUAAUUUCUUGAAAGUCUUAAAAUUUAAGCCCAUGCAAGGGUCUUAACCAUGCUAGCUUAAGGUUACUGGAAGGGCUAGAACAGGCAAAACUAGAAACAUGACAAAGUUAAUUCUGUCCCAGGUACUUAAUUCCAAUAAAACAAGACACUAUUAUAAUAAGUUAUACAUAAAUUUCAAAAAGUAACUGAAACUAAACUUCUGCUCAAUUUGAUAAUGCAGCAUAUACAGUACUUUUAAUUACAUUUUGCUGGCACUUCUCCAAUUUAAUAACUUUUUCAUUCAUAUCUUCCUCUCAAAUCUUGAAAUAAGUGUAACUUUAGGAAACUAAAGUCUAAGUUCUCUUAUUGCCAGUUAGAAAGCAAGCUAGAAAAAAAGGCCACACAGCAUAUGAUGAAGAUGCCUUGAAUGUGCUGUGGUUAUGCAUGGCUGUCUGAGACAACACAACCAUUUUGGUGCUCUGUUGGUAACAUGUCUUUAUUUCCACCCAAAUACCAAACUGGUCAGGUGGUUGUGCAACUUUUAAGACAGUUACGGGAGAGAAAUUUGCAAUCACAAGUAAAAGCAAAUGUUCAAUGGCAAAUCCAUUUCUUUUAGAAGACUUAGAUUGCUAGCAUUGGUUAGAAAUGGCAAAAAUGAAAUAACUGUCUUCUUAAGAGCAAAUUAACAAUUUAUUGGAAGGAAAUGACUCUCCAACACACAUUAUCCUAAAGCAUUUGGUGAUAACUGAGCUUUUAGAAGCUCACUGUUUACUCUGUGAGAACAAGGAAUACAUGCUGUUUCAGUGUCUAUAUGUCUAUAAAGACUACCCACCUCUCUCAGCCUCACUUCAGUUUGUGAUGCAGAUUUCCCUGCAUCAGUGAUAAUAGAGCUGGUAUCCACUUAAGUAGUAUGUUCAUCAGACCUGUAGUGCUGAUUUUUGAGAAGCAGCCAUUGUGCUUGCUCCCUGAGGAUGGAAUGUGUUUCUGAUACUGCACUUUGCUUCCUCUCUUCAUAAUCAUUUAAAUGCACUAUUGUUGCUUCUUCUCAUGGUAAAAGAACAUUAAAUGGAUGAAAAGAUGUUAAUACAGCUUCAAAGGAAUUAAGAGUAUUUAAAUACUGAAGCCUGUGUUUGUCACUUGUAGGUUUUACCAGUUCACAAAUGUGGUUUGUGUUGUAUAUGUUUGUAUUCAGAAAAGUCUCCUCACUUUUUACAUUUAUAAUCACAUAAACAGUUCUAAGCAUUAGUAUGAUAAAAUGUCCCAUGAGGAAGGAUUUAUUUUUGUAUGUAGAACUGAAAUGAAGUAAGUCACUUAAAGAAUAGCCCUUCUUUUCUGUCAAAGUAAAUUAAAAUGCCUCUGUUGGUUAACUUUUUUAUGUAGAUGGUACAAAUAUUUUAUGAUUUCGUAUACUACUUAGAGGUAAAAUAUAUCACAUUUUCACAAAUAAAUGAAAAAUGUUAAGAUCUCAAAAUGUUAUCUGGUAAGUUAGCAAUUUGGAAACUUGGAAUGUAUGAAGUAAUUGGCUUGCCAGAACUGACCUUGCUGAUGCACUGAUUAACUGGCAGGGCUUAUUCAAUGGGAAACAGGAUGCACAGGCAGCACCUGGAAGCCUGCCAUGACUUCUGAAAACAUUUAGUCUCCCAUGAAUCAGUCUAGCUCGCUGAAGGCUACAUCUAUAUAGAAAAUGUUGACUAGAGGCUUGUGCUUUGUCACAGUGUUAGAAGUGACUUGUUCCUGAAAAAAUAAAUUCAAUCGGGAGAGGCUGAGGGGGAGGAAUCUCUUGGAUCUCUUGCAUUUUAGACCAGGUAACCAAUGCUUUGACAGUUGUAACCUUUUCUUUAGGAAAAAAAAAGUCUUCCUUGACUGGAAAAAUAAUGAGCGAGCAGUGUAUAUGAGAGAAUUUCAAGUUUGAAAUAAAUUGAAAUAUUUAUUGCACAUUAUUCUUAUUUCAAGGAAGAAUGCUUACUUCUUUCAUGCCUUUCUGGUAAGACUGCAGAAGUCUGUGUGCCUUUUACUGUGUAAAGAGGAAGGCUUGGUUUAGUUUUGACACACUUCCCAUUUCAGCAGUAAUUUGACAUUUUCCUUCUUAUCUAAAUAGACAUAGAAACAGAUAAUAGCUCUGACUCACCAUUAGCAUCAUCUAGGGCCUACUCAAGUCAUGUACAUCAGAGCCCUCUAGUUCCUAAAAGAAGGUGGUCUCACAGGACUGGUAAAAUGGUGUCAAUCACAAGAUCCACUGCUGUGAAUUCUGGAAGGCAGCAUUGUGCAUAUUUCUUUGCAGUGUUCUUAUCUCACGUAGCUUUUUCAUGCAUUUAAUAUCAGUGGUUUUGAGAAGGAUAGAUAGCUUUUGAUACUCUCAAGUGAAGCUAAACUUCAUCUAUGUGCCAGUGAGAUGUGUGACUGGGCAGGAGAAGUGAAAUAAAGAACACUGAAGUGUAAGUUGGAACAGAUGUUUCAUUUGGUUGCUGGCAGUGGAUGCAAAUGUAAGUUGAGACAAAUCUGUGUGCCUGUCUAGAGAAGCACCAGUGUGCUUGUUAGAAUUCCCUAUUAGAGUCAGGGAAAUGCUGGUGGGGGACAAGGGCAGGGAAGACUUCAGCUCAUUGUGGAUGAGAUGAUGUGUUGGCAGGACUUCUCAAAUGUCAAGAAUGGUGCCCUGUUCUUGAAAAGUAAAGGCAACCGACCCAAAUCCUUGCUACCAAUUUGCCUGUGGAAAGAGGUUGUGGUUUUGAGUGCCCAACUUGAUCACUUUCUUGUCUGAAGGCCAGCAAUCUUCUACACUGCGUCUCAUGGCAAAGAAGACACAUUAUUAGAAAAUCCUAAAUGUUACUAUGGCUUAGUAUGUAUAACCCAAAGAAAAAAUUAUUACUAAAAAUACAGACCUAGUACAAAAAGAAAAAGGGGAAUGAACUAGAUUGCUGGUGAGCAUUUGGGAAACCUUGGGAGAACAGAUCAGUUUUCCAGGGAAAUGCAAGACUUUUGCUACUUCAAAUGGCUGGCUGCUUAGCAAGGUUGACUUUUUGAUAGUGCUGUUUUUCUCUGAAUUGUUUGCAUUUCAGUGAGGGAAAAUAAAUAGCAGAUUUUCAAAUGAAAUCAAAGAAAUGUAUUUGGGAUGUCUUCCCUGUUGUAACAAAAACAAAGCAGCUGUGUGCAUUGUUGGCUUUGUGAAUCCCGUAUAGUUUACUAGUCUUGUGCUGGCUGCAAAAUACAAGCUAGACAUUGCCUCUGACAGAGUGCUCUAGCAGUGUCACAGAGGCACGGUGCCACAGGGCUGUGUGCUAACAACCCUGCGAGGCCAAAAUACUUGAUUUACAAUCUUUCAUAAAGUAGAAUCUGUUGUCACUGUCACAGGGUUGGUGGAGUUGCUUGCUACUUUUUCAAUGUGCUGAAAAUUCCAGAUAACAAAAUUCUUGGUAUGUUCACAGUUGGGAGAAUAAUGUUCCAUCUGAAUUGCAUAGAAAAUGAAUGAUUUAAGAAGAUGCCACUGUUAUCUCCACAUUUGUUUGGCUCCUAUUUUUAAAUAUCAGAAUCUACAUGCUUUUGUAAAAUAAUAAUAAUAUGAAUAUGAAGUUAAUACUUUUGUUAAAAAAGGCCACAGCAGAGAGUGGUUUCUUUGUUUUGCUUGUGGAUAUCAGUUUAGCUUCAUGAGGAAGUUGCUUAAGAUCUUUAGAAUGCAGGAUUCCCUCUGAGCCCUUAUGCCUGUGGUUGAGCAAUAAAAGGUUGAAACAAGAGUGGUAUUUUCAGAGUUAUUUUACACUUGAUGAGGAUUAUUAUUGCCAAGAAAUGAAAGAGUGCACUUUUAGGAGGGAAUACUAUUUAAAGUGUAUAAAUAGGAAUUAAAAUAGUGUAUAUAUUUAGAAAAUAAUCUUUUUAAAAAGUAAGUGCUUUACAUGUUGAAUUAAUAAAUUAGCAUAGAAACUGUACCAUCUUCACAGUACUGGCUGUUACUCAGCAAGGUUUGGUUUGUUUUAUUUGUGAUUGCUGUACUAAUUAUAUUUGAUUUUUUUUUAUCUGUAAUGUAACAAUAGUGUAUUAUAACAGUAUAUAGUGUACUAUACUACACUUCACUGUACAGUAUUUGGAAUUUUCUUUGAUUGCUAUAUUAAAACUAUAAGUUAAAACAUC
Molecule: messenger RNA, 8236 nt
Organism: Cinclus cinclus
Lineage: Eukaryota; Metazoa; Chordata; Aves; Passeriformes; Cinclidae
Gene: VCPIP1
Product: valosin containing protein interacting protein 1
Exons: 4
Coding region: 158-3862 (1234 amino acids)
Biological process (GO): protein ubiquitination; protein K48-linked deubiquitination; Golgi reassembly
Molecular function (GO): cysteine-type deubiquitinase activity
Source: RefSeq, a predicted model, not a curated record